AUCCACUCAUUUCUUUAUAUAAGUUACUAGGUAGCUUUAAAAAGAUUCGGGAGCAGAUUUUUGCAUGAGAAGUCAUGAACCUGAGGAAAAAAAGAAAAAAAAGAGCUUGUAACAAAUCCAAACUUCUAUCUUACAAGGCUUAAUGGAUACAAUUUACUGUUGAGCACUGAGUCAUUCUGAAAUAGAGGAAGCAGGAAAGGUAUAUAAACCUGGUACUGUCUGUCUGACUGCCACGAUUUUCUGAAAGCAACAAAGGAGUUACACUGGGGCUCAUUCAAAACAAUAGAAAUGAUUGCCUUCCUUGUCUUGCUGAGUCUUGCUGCAGUGCUGCAACAGUCUUCUGGAACUGUUGAUUUUGCUUCUGAGUCAAGUAACAAAAAUGAUUACCAAAAGGAGAUUGUUGACAAGCACAAUGAUUUAAGGAGAUCAGUGAAACCAACUGCUAGGAACAUGUUACAAAUGAAAUGGAAUUCUCGUGCUGCUCAAAAUGCAAAACGUUGGGCAAAUAGAUGUACUUUCGCUCACAGUCCACCAUACACAAGAACUGUGGGAAAACUCCGUUGUGGUGAAAAUAUAUUCAUGUCAAGUCAACCUUUUGCAUGGAGUGGAGUAGUUCAAGCUUGGUAUGAUGAAGUCAAAAAAUUUGUCUAUGGCAUUGGAGCAAAGCCACCAAGUUCUGUUACUGGCCAUUAUACCCAGGUAGUUUGGUACAAAAGUCACCUUCUUGGUUGUGCUUCUGCCAAAUGUUCUUCAACCAAAUACCUCUACGUUUGUCAAUACUGCCCAGCAGGGAACAUCGUAGGUUCAAUUGCUACUCCAUAUAAAUCAGGACCACCUUGUGGGGACUGUCCUUCGGCUUGUGACAACGGACUAUGCACAAAUCCUUGCAAACAUAACGAUGACUUAUCGAACUGCAAAACUUUAGUGAAAAAACAUAAAUGCCAGACUGAAUGGAUCAAGUCAAAAUGCCCUGCUACUUGCUUCUGCCGCACUGAAAUAAUAUAGCUGAUCUCCCAUACAGUAUUUGUUAUCUCUGCCAGAAAAAUCCAAAUUCCUAUUAAAAUCACGGCAUCUUUUAGUAUCAGCAAAUUCUUAUGUGACAUUUGAUUUCAUAUACCUUGCAUGAGGGUCUUAUGAAUGCCUAAGGGAAACGUAAGCAGGAGUACAGGCGAGGGAUGAAAACUGUAAGUUCAAAGGGCCAUAGGAACAAUCACAGGCCUGGGUAACAUCCAAAAAAUGCCACACUGUAAGCUCGAUUAAAAGCAAAUACUGAAGGCCUGAAAAUAAGAUCACCAAAAUUCUUUGUACUCCAACUAAAUCCAAUCUAGAACUUUACUAAAUCUGAUCUAGAACUGAUUUGAUGCCUUUAAUGCAAAUUAUAUGCUAGGUUUUGGUGUUUUUAGUGUUUUAAUUGGUUGUAGUUUAUAGUUUAAUAUGAUUUUAUGAUUUUUAAUUUUUGAUUGGGAGCCACCCAGAGUUGGAUGAAAGAUGGGCAGCUUUAUAAAUGUUUUAAAUAAAAAAAUAAAUUCUGUGUAAAA
This is a messenger RNA of Pseudonaja textilis, 1538 nucleotides long. RefSeq names its product cysteine-rich venom protein pseudechetoxin-like. Lineage: Eukaryota; Metazoa; Chordata; Lepidosauria; Squamata; Elapidae. Gene Ontology annotation, cellular component: extracellular region. The record is from RefSeq and is a predicted model, not a curated record.